AAAAACAAAAAUUCCAACAUCCCACAGAAAAUAUCUUCUACUUCUUCCGUUCCGACCGGUAGUCCUUCUUCCGUUCCGACCGGCAGUCCUUCUCCGACAGCACAGCAAUGCGAGACCGAUCGAUUACUGCAGUCCGCGAACAGCAGCUCGACGUCUAACUCGAAAGAAAAAAGUUGGCGCCCAUCGGUUCUCCGAUUUGACGGCAUUCGCCAGCGUUCGUUCGGUAGCAAAGAGAAGGACGGUGUCAACAGUAGCAGUCGCGGCAGCAAGGAUCUUGUCCAAAACGCGACGGUGCGCAUCGCAGCGUCGGGUGACGAAGCUGAAGAAAUGAUGGCGGAGAUGGACCAUGUUGAACAAGAACAGAUGGAGAAUGUUGGACAAGGCCCGUCUUCAGAUGAGGACGAUGAGGACCACCUCCCAGGUCGUGGUACAGCGAGGACGAAUUAUGGGCCACGCGUGG
Messenger RNA from Amoebophrya sp. A120, 460 nucleotides. The record is from the annotation of a GenBank genome assembly. Lineage: Eukaryota; Dinophyceae; Syndiniales; Amoebophryaceae.